AUGGCUGAUUCAGUGUAUAUGGAGGGCUGGCUUAUUCGAUCGAGGGAGCGCAGUAUGCAUUUCCCGCCAUUUAAGGUUGACUCUACAAGUACGUCUGCUCUCCUCGUGAUCGAUUCUCAUCUUCAACUUGCGGAUUCGUCGUGCUCAACAACGUCUAGAUUCGGCGGAUUCCAGUGGAUAUUCUCUCUCUAUUUCACCAAGGAGCUUUCACCACAAAAGAAGACACCGUUGUAUUUCGUGUCAGAAUCGGAAGAGAAAUCAAGACGUCAACAUCCUCGUUGGAGAAACUUUCGACACGACAUCGCUCAAAAAAAUGUUCCACCGCGUACUAUGGAUAUUAAGAGCAGUCACCUUCAAAGGAAUCGUAGGACUGGUUUCUUUAAGGAUUACUUAUCUCAAAUGGCAUUUGCUCCACCUCAUAGCAUUAUCAAUGAAGCAAAGGAUAAUGAUAGUAGUGGUGAGACGAUAAAAAUGCAUUCCAUUACCCGUUAUGCGAACUCUCAAUGCUCAUCAGAUGAUCGACUACGUACUCCUAUGUUCCAGCCACCAGUUGUUGAUCGCUCAAACAAACCGGCCAAACUGCGCUUGUAUGAUUAUGAAGAAGGCAAAAUGUCGGAUGAGAUGACGAUUCAUGGUUACAAUAAGUGA
Molecule: messenger RNA, 648 nt
Organism: Angiostrongylus costaricensis
Lineage: Eukaryota; Metazoa; Nematoda; Chromadorea; Rhabditida; Metastrongylidae
Source: the annotation of a GenBank genome assembly